GAUUAUUAUUAUUAUUAUUAUUUACCGUCUGAGACCUCAGAAGGCCGAGAUUCUAGUGGAAGGCCGACAGAAUCUGGCUAGGGUCCGACGAGAUCUUACUCGUGGUUUGGAAGAUGAUCGUGUGCGUCGCCGUCGUCGGACACCAGAACAAUCCGCUGUACUUGCAGAGCUUCACUGAAGCUGAUGACGCCUUGAAACUUCACCACAUAGUGCACUGUUCAUUGGACGUCAUCGAAGAGAGAGUAAACAAUCCUAAGAAGAGUGGGCCUACUUUGAAUGAGACGUUUCUUGGACUUUUAUAUCCUACAGAAAACUAUAAAGUAUAUGGAUAUUUAACCAACUCAAAGGUUAAAUUCAUCUUGGUGACAACUGAUUUGGAUGUUAGAGAUGCUGAUGUCAGAAAUUUUUUCAGGUGGUUCCAUUCUGCUUAUGUUGAUGCAGUAUCCAAUCCUUUUCACCUUCCUGGAAAGAAGAUAACAUCAAAAACUUUUGCUUCAAGAAUCAGCACUCUAGUCAAGUCUUUCGGAUCGACUGCACCUGCAUGAUAGUAUCAAACAACAUUUAUUCAUGUUUUUGUUAUGAAAUCCAUUUUAAUCUGCAUUCUUCAGUUUGCAAAACCAAUAUAUGUUAACAUACUUCUAAACAACCUUAUUAUCAGUAAAGUUGCUGAACUUUUCAGAAUUCUGAUA
Dendrobium catenatum is the source of this 689-nucleotide messenger RNA. Its product is annotated as trafficking protein particle complex subunit 2-like protein. The transcript has 5 exons. The record is from RefSeq and is a predicted model, not a curated record. Gene Ontology annotation, biological process: endoplasmic reticulum to Golgi vesicle-mediated transport. NCBI's taxonomy places the organism in Eukaryota, Viridiplantae, Streptophyta, Magnoliopsida, Asparagales, Orchidaceae. Gene Ontology annotation, cellular component: cytoplasm; TRAPP complex; nucleus. The coding region runs from base 114 to 545 and encodes 143 amino acids.